Molecule: messenger RNA, 1104 nt
Organism: Microthlaspi erraticum
Lineage: Eukaryota; Viridiplantae; Streptophyta; Magnoliopsida; Brassicales; Brassicaceae
Source: the annotation of a GenBank genome assembly
AUGUCAGAUAAUCAAGAACCAAUCUUGGCGAAGGAGGAGAAUGUAACAGGCAUUCCAUCACCACUCUUGAAGCUCAAAAGCUGGCAAUGGUGGCUUCUUGUCUCCAUCAACAUCUUCUUCCUCAUCGGUGGUCAAGCUGCUUCAGUCCUCCUCGGUAGGUUCUACUACGACGAAGGUGGAAACAGCAAAUGGAUGGCCACUCUUGUUCAAACCGGUGCGUUUCCUAUCCUCUACAUCCCUCUUCUGCUCCUUCCUUCUUCUUCCUCUGCUAACGCAGCAGAGCCUUCUUCUUCUUCUUCUUGCUCGCUCAAAACCAUCGUCUUGAUCUACGUCCUCCUCGGCGUCAUCAUCGCUGGAGACAACAUGUUGUACUCCGUUGGACUUCUCUACCUCUCCGCGUCGACUUACUCGCUCAUCUGCGCGACUCAGCUAGCCUUCAACGCCGUCUUCUCUUACUUCAUCAAUGCUCAGAAGUUCACUGCUCUGAUUCUCAACUCCGUUGUUUUCCUCUCUUUCUCUGCUGCUCUGAUUGCUCUCAACGACGACGCGGACGCUCCUUCCGGCGUCUCUAGCUCCAAAUACAUCGUCGGGUUCGUCUGUACGCUCGCUGCAUCCGCGCUCUACUCUCUGUUACUCUCUCUCAUGCAGUUCUCGUUCGAGAAGAUCUUGAAGAGAGAGACGUUCUCAGUGGUUCUUGAAAUGCAGAUCUACACUUCUUUGGUGGCGACUUGUGUUGCGGUGAUCGGGCUUUUCGCUAGCGGGGAAUGGAGAACGCUGCACGGUGAAAUGGUUGGGUAUCACAAAGGUCGAGCCUCGUAUGUAUUGACUUUAGUUGGUACUGCAGUUACUUGGCAAGUGUGUUCCGUUGGAGUUGUUGGUUUGAUAUUUCUGGUGUCGUCACUCUUCUCGAAUGUGAUAAGUACUCUGUCUUUGGCCGUGACUCCGCUCGCGGCUUUGGCUGUGUUCAGGGAUAAGAUGAGCGGCGUUAAGAUUAUGUCGAUGCUUAUUGCGCUUUGGGGUUUCGCUUCUUAUGUCUACCAGAAUUAUCUUGAUGAUUUGAAGGUUAGACGAGCUCGGCAACAGGCUCAAGCGGGGCGGGUCUGA